Messenger RNA from Fundulus heteroclitus (mummichog), 995 nucleotides. It is a transcript of the gene rrp7a, whose product is annotated as ribosomal RNA processing 7 homolog A. Gene Ontology annotation, molecular function: RNA binding. Gene Ontology annotation, cellular component: UTP-C complex; CURI complex. The transcript is spliced from 7 exons. NCBI's taxonomy places the organism in Eukaryota, Metazoa, Chordata, Actinopteri, Cyprinodontiformes, Fundulidae. The coding region runs from base 21 to 899 and encodes 292 amino acids. The record is from RefSeq and is a predicted model, not a curated record. Gene Ontology annotation, biological process: ribosomal small subunit assembly; rRNA processing.
ACGUCAACGUUGUACCGCGGAUGCGCUUCCGGUUGAAAAGGUCACACAAUAUGGCGCCGUCUAAGAAGAAACAUGCUACCAAGGAAGCGUGUGUUAUUCCUGGAGGAUUUACGGUUCUAUCCUUACAGUUCAGCUCCGACAGCGCUGCACGACACUUUCUGUAUGUGAAGGAGCACAAAGUCCGAGCAGAGAAGAGCUCCGUCAGACCGCUGGAUCGGACUUUAUUUGUGCUCAACAUCCCUCCAUACUGCUCAGAGAGUGUUGUCAAAGGUUUAUUCUCCCAGUUUGGCAGCGUUGCUUCAGUAGAGCUGAGCGAUCAUCCGGGUUCCCCUCAGGACUCUGGACCCAAGCUGUCCAAGGUCUUCAGACCAGCUGACAAACAGGGUUUCAAGGUUGGCUACAUUGUGUUUGAAAGCCCCUCCAGUAUAGCGGCAGCUAAAUCCCAUCCACAUAAUGAUCCUUUGGUGGUGAGCACUGAGCAGCGGCCAGUGAAAACAGGAGUACAGAAAUGGAUCCAGCAGUACUCAAAGUCCUUCAUUCGGCCCGACAAACUGCAGCUGACAGUCGACUCUUUCAUGCAGGACUACGACAAGCGGAAAGAAGAGGAGGCAGAGCGACAGAGGCAGGAGGUUGAGAAACAGCAGGAGGACGAGGAGGGCUGGGUGAAAGUCACGAGAGGGCACAAGGGCGCCAAGGCCCGCCCUCACAGCGAGGCCGCCAACAAGAGGACUCUGCAGAGGGAGAAGAGGAAGAAGAGCAGGAAAGAGCUGAUGAACUUCUACACGUGGCAGCACCGGAACACGCAGAAAGAACAUAUUGCGGAACUGAGAAAGAAGUUUGAGGAGGACAAACAGCGAAUAGCUCUGAUGCGAGCGCAGAGGAAGUUCAAACCUUACUGAAUCGACUGCUCCUCUUCGGCUAAUUAAGCUGCUUUUCUGUUUUAAUUGCUUCAUAUAUUUGGGAUUUCAUUUGUUAAUAAACUUCUGUUUUUUUCA